Molecule: messenger RNA, 1188 nt
Organism: Oncorhynchus gorbuscha (pink salmon)
Lineage: Eukaryota; Metazoa; Chordata; Actinopteri; Salmoniformes; Salmonidae
Product: mucin-5AC-like
Exons: 1
Source: RefSeq, a predicted model, not a curated record
AUGGCAACAACUGCUGUUCUUACGACAACAACGACUGCGGCACCAUCUACAAUAACUACAACUUCAGGGCCUACGACAACCACAACAACAAAACCUACAACAACUCCUACAACAACUGUAGCUCCCACGACAACUGCAGCUCCUACAACAACUUUAGCAUCUACUUCAACCACAGCAGAUGCCCCUACGACAGCCACUGCAGCCCUAACUACAACAACUGCUGUUCCUACGACCACUACAAUUCCAGAACUUACUACGACAACUAGUGCAGCUCCUACUACAACAGCUGUUCUUACGACAACAACGACUGCGGCACCUUCUACAACAACUACAACUUCAGCUCCUACGACAACCACAACAACAGCACCUACUACAACACCUGCAGAUCCUACAACUGUAGCUCCGACGAUCACUCCACCUGCAGUACUUACUACAACAAUCACAACUACAGGUCCUGAUACAACAACUGUAGCUUCUACUUCAACCACAGCAGCUGCAUCUAUGACAACCACUGCAGCUCUAACUACAACAACUGCUGCUCAAACGACCACUACAACUCCAGAAACUAUUACGACAACCACUGCAGCUCCUGCUACAACUACAACUUCAGCUCCUACGACAACCACAACAACAGCAACUACAACAACUGUAGCUCCUACAACAACUUUAGCGUCCACUUCAACCACAGCAGCUGCCUCUACGACAACCACUGCAGCUCUAACUACAACAACUGCUGUUCCUACGACCACUGCAACUCCAGAACCUAUUACGACAACCAGUGCAGCUCCUACUACAACAACUGCUGUUCUAACGACCACAGUGACUGCAGCACCUUCUACAACAACUACAACUUCAGCGCCUACGACAACCACAACAGCAACACCUACAACAACUGUAGUUCCCACGACAACUGCAGCUCCUACAACAACUUUAUCAUCUACUUCAACCACAGCAGCUGCCUCUACGACAACCACUGCAGCUCUAACUACGACAACUGCUGCUCAAACGACCACUACAACUCCAGAACCUAUUACGACAACAACUGCAGCUCCUGCUACAACAACUACAUCUUCAGCUCCUACGACAACCACAACAGCUACACCUACAACAACUGUAGCUCCCACGCCAACUGCAGCUCCUACAACAACUUUACCAUCUACUUCAACCACAGCAGCUGCCUCUACGACA